Molecule: messenger RNA, 1901 nt
Organism: Paramecium pentaurelia
Lineage: Eukaryota; Ciliophora; Oligohymenophorea; Peniculida; Parameciidae
Source: the annotation of a GenBank genome assembly
AUGCUAUAUUCCAUUCAAAAAGGACUGUAGAGAAUAGAUAUAUUUGGUCAAACCAUUACUCUUAAUAUGAAUAAGAAUGCCUAUUACACAACUUCAUUUGGUGGAUGUUCUUCAAUAAUGAUUAUUUGUUUGUUGAGUCUAAUCUUUUACUCUAACAUUGCAGAUUUUUUUACAAAAGCGAAUGUUUAUUACAAUUCCUAAACAGCAUUUUCUAAUGAUCCUAAUUACAUGAAGAUGAAUGAUGAUAAUGCAAUGUUUGCUUUAUCAAUAGAUCAGAACAAUUACACAAAACUUCCAUUUUUUAAUAUUACUAUGGAAUAAAAGUAAGAAUUUAUCGAUCUAGAAUAUAUGAAAGAUCUUUGAAUGGAACUAUUAAAAAAUCAACUAUACAGAUACCUCUUGAGCCUUGUACUUUGAAUAGAUUUAAUAAUGUUGUUGAGUAAUAAGGAAUUGAUACUAAUUUUAAUGACUCUUUUAAUUACUUAGGUAUGGAUUAAUGGUUAUGUCCAAGGUAUAUGAAUUAAGUAUUUAGGAUUAACUAUUAAUUGGAGUUGUAAGGUACAUACUCAAGUGAAACCUUUAAAUUUAUUAAAAUAAUUGUAUCAGAUUGUUAGAAUAAUACUAAUUCAUCAUAUUGGAAUCCUGUCUGUGCUAAUGAAACUUUAAAAUCACAAUAUUUAAAUGCAAAUGGACAAUUCAAACUUUAAGUUUUUUAAAUAAACACAAUGGUGAAUCCAUAAAAGGCUAAAAAUCAUAAAACUAUGUAUUUAGAUAGUGAUAUGUACUUUUCAUUUGUACCUAAUUAAUUAUCGAGAUUAGCUAAUGUUUAUUAUAGAUCAUAUGUAAUAAAUAAUGAUUAAAGUCUAUUACCUUAUGAGUAAUUAUUUGAUUAAAAUAAUUAGAAAUAUUUAAAAAGAGGAAUUAAUAGUGAGGAAAGCUGAAGAUUUUAGAGACUUAACUGAAUUAGGAAGGGAUACUGAUAGUAUAUAUGCAACAAUUUAUUUGAGAAGAAGUCCUUUUACAGAGAUUAUAGAUAGGAAUUAUGAAAAGCUUGGUGAUCUCUUAUCAUAUUUAGGAGGAUUCAUGCAAAUAUUUAGAGUGAUAUUUGGAUUCUUUAUUGCCUUCUAUAAUAGAACAUCCAUGCUAAUAGAAUUAUCAAACAGAUUAUAUGAUUUUAAAGAAGUUACAAGUCGAUCUUAUAUAAGAAAAGGUGCUUUCAGUUAAAAUUCAGGAGGAAUUACAACUCCUCCUGAUGAAACAAAUACUAUAUUAAGAAAUCAACCAAAUAAUGAUUUACAAAAAGUUGAAUGGAAAUAAUUCAUUCAUAAAUUAGUAGAAAGAUCUUAACCUAUAAAAUUAAAUUUGAAGAUUCUUAUAAAUGAAUUAAGUUGUGGAUAUUUCUUCAAUAAUACUAACUCAUCUUUUUUUACAAAGGCUAUGUACUUUAUAUAAAUCUAUUUUAAAGGAUGAAGAUUAACAAUGAAUUGGAUCUGCAUAAUAUUCUACACUAAUUAUAAGAAGUUUCUAAAUUGAAAACUGUUUUACUUUAAAAACCAUAAUAAAUUCUAUUUAAUUUUAGUCCAAAGCCUAUAAUCACUUUAAAUUAAGAGAAUAAUGUACCAUCAAGAAUAGAACUAGAUUUUUAUAAUAGACAAUCAUAUAUAAGAAAUAAGGAAGAAAUUCCAAAUGAAGAAUUAUUUACUUAACUUUAAGAUGUAAAUUAUUAUAUAUAUUUAUUAAAGGCAUAUAAAACAGUACAAGAAGAGAUGGAAAAUAGUUAAAAUAGUUUAAUGUGUUAGAAAACAAUCAAUUUUAAAUUGACAAAACAAAUUGAUGAUGAAUUAGGAAAAUUCUUAAGAAGUAGACGUAUGAGUUGUAUAAAUUAAGAAGAAAUCUCUUGA